CAUCUUUUUUCUUUUUGUUCCUUUUUCUUGAUUACCUUCCUGCUUAUUUACUAAAACAAAUCACUUGCUCUUCUGAUUACUCUUUUGCCUUAUGAGUUUUUUUGGUGGUAACAAUCAAUGGGGUGGUCUUUUAAAGCAAGCUAUAUCCAACGUAGAAACGACAUUUGAUACUCUUUUAGAACAAUCUGAACACCCUCCAAACAACAAUCCAGAUGAAGAGACGGAAACAUAUGUGGAUCCUAUCAGUGGUAUGGUGACCACUGUUGCAAAGAAAAAGAAAGUAGCCGGCAAUACAUCACCAGCAACACCAAAGUCUACACCUCGCUCAAGGCCUUCCACACCACAAUCAGUAGCAUCAGCGACUUCUUCACCUUCUAUUCUACCACGACAGCAAAGUGAUCUCUCUGCACGACUAGCAGCUGUAAUGAAUGAAAAGAAGGCGCGCAGUUCCACUUCAUCUUCUCGUCCUGCGUCAGUUCAUUCCACAACUUCAUCAUUAGAAAAUUCCUCAACACCCAGUCCUGCGACACAAGUAACGAACGAUCCAGAGAAAGAUGGGGAUGCAACUGGUACUAUCGACCAAAAAGAACAACAACAAUCGAAAACACAAUCAACUGAUGACGAUGGCGAGGCUUCUUUGACUAAUGUUAAGGAUGACAACAGCAAUGCUCAGCUUCCACCUCCCUUGGGUAAAGAUAAUGAAGAAUUGGAUCUUUCAAGUGGCAAAACCGAUACCCUCGAUACCUCUGAAACAAAAGAUACAGAGAAAACAGAUCCAACGGACUCGGUUAAAUCACCAGAGAUAGAAACAGCAGCAACAGUGACAAACGAAGUAGAUGUAUUAAAAGAAGUUGAUCCAUUACGCGAUACUAGUAUUGAUCUUGGUGUCACCAAUUCGACCACUGAUACAUCGAAUAUUGUUAUACCAGCACCAAUCUCAUCAUCUGCUACCAAGUCAGCAUCAUCGUCAAAACAUGCAGAAACAGAUUUACCAGCUAUCACCAAUUCAUCAUCUACUGACAAUCAAAAUAGCUUGGAUAACAUUACAAAUUCAACUUCUUUAGAAACAGCAACUGAACGAAGCGACAAUAAGGUACCUACAUCUCCAAAGUCUUCCAGUAAUAAUAAUGAUGAUGAUGAUGAUGGAACAAUUUCUUUACCUCUUACUACUGGAGAUAUCGACAAGGAUAGGAUUUUGGCUCAACGAGAACAACAGCUAUUACAGUCUAUGGAAACUAUUGCCAAGUUACAUGAUCAGAUUCAUAGCUUGCAAGAAAGUGGCGAUCAGUCUACAACACUCAUCAAGUCUUUACAAAAUCAACUGGCAGAAAAAUCAACCUCUCAAGGAUCAUCAAAGAAUAUCAAGAAAUACGAACUUACAAUUCAAGAUUUAAAUAAACAACUGGGAGCAAAGGAAGAACAAAUCCAGGGAUUAUUACAAGAAGGUGAAAAAUUGUCCAAAAACGAACUGAAACAGGCCACCACUAUCAAGCGUUUACGUACAGAAAAACAAGAUCAGGAUAAAAGUUUGGCAGAUUUACAAAAAAAGUUGGACAAGAUCAAUGCCGAUUUGAUUGAUGCUGCAACAAAAUCAAAGCGAUCUUCAGAAAAUGAAAAACGAGCGAAAGGUAGAAAAAAGAAAAAUCAUUUCUUAUCUAUAAUUUAUCCUGUCAGCUUCUAAUCUAACUUAAAACUAGAAUCGAUCAAGAUGUUAACAGAAAUGACGGAAAAACAAACAAAACAUAUCAACAAAUUGGAAGCGGAAUCUUCUCAAUUAAAGGAACAACAUCAACAACUACAGGCUGAAUUAACAUCUACACUUGAAAAUUUGGAUAUGGAAAGGAAUAAAGCAAAGGUCGAAUCUGAACAAAUACAUGCUGCUGCAUUGGAAA
Messenger RNA from Halteromyces radiatus, 1892 nucleotides. RefSeq lists its product as uncharacterized. Gene Ontology annotation, cellular component: Golgi apparatus; endoplasmic reticulum. Lineage: Eukaryota; Fungi; Mucoromycota; Mucoromycetes; Mucorales; Cunninghamellaceae. The record is from RefSeq and is a predicted model, not a curated record. The coding region runs from base 92 to 1681 and encodes 529 amino acids. The transcript is spliced from 4 exons.